UGCCACACUGUCGAAAACGCAUCAGCUCAAUAGAUAUACAUAAAUAAAUUAUCAGUGGCUGAAAUUUGGUAAUUAGUAGAUAGCCUGCAGUAGUACGCGGGCAUUGAAAGGUUCUAGUCCUAACACCGUCUAUUCAUCUGAUAAAACAAAUCGAACGAAAUGUAUAAACAAACGUGCACCAACCUACUGAGCCUUUCACCUGUAGAGGUCAACAAAUGGCUUGACAGCUUCGAUUCCGUUAUAACCGAUUGCGAUGGCGUUCUGUGGGUGUACGGAAAUGUUAUACCCGGCUCCCCAGAGACGAUAAACUACUUAAAAGGAAUGGGAAAGAGCAUUUAUUUUUGCACAAAUAAUUCGACAAAAACACGUAAAGAACUACUUAUGAAAGGCAUUGAUCUGGGGUUCAAUAUCACCGAAGAGGGCAUCAUAGCGACAGCCCAUGCAGCGGCUAGUUAUCUGAAGAAUCGCAAUUUUGACAAGCGCGUCUAUAUUAUUGGAUCCCCGGGAAUUGCACAGGAACUGGAUGCAGUUGGAAUAAAACACACAGGCGUUGGCCCUGAUGUAAUGAAGGCCCCACUGGGUGAAUUCAUGGCAAAGCAUUUAACUGUAGAACCGGAUAUUGGGGCCGUUGUUGUUGGCUUUGAUGAGCAUUUCAGCUUUCCGAAAAUGACGAAAGCGGCAUCCUAUCUCAGCGACCCGAAGUGCUUGUUCAUUGCAACGAAUACAGAUGAACGUUUCCCUAUGCCAGGAAUGGUUGUUCCGGGCAGUGGCAGCUUUGUGAAUGCUAUUCGAACGUGUGCGGAGAGGGAACCCAUUGUGAUUGGAAAACCUAAUCCGGCCAUUUGUCAGUCAUUGAUUAAGCAAAAAAAGAUCAUUCCGUCUCGAACUUUAAUGAUUGGUGAUCGGGCCAACACGGAUAUUCUCCUGGGCUAUAAUUGUGGAUUUCAGACACUUCUCGUCGGAACGGGCAUUCAUUCUAUGAAUGAUGUGGCUCAAUGGAGGAAUAGCAAAAACCCCGACGACAAAAAACUAAUACCCGAUAUGUACAUACCGAAAUUGGGAGAUCUACUGCCAGCAAUUAUCGAUUCGAUUACACACGGACGCUAUUAAUUUGUAUAUAUACUGUAUAUAUAUAUAUAUGUUUGACAAAUUUUAUUCAGUUUAUGUAUUCCGCUCAGGGACACUAGUAAACUUAAUAUUAUUAACAGA
Molecule: messenger RNA, 1209 nt
Organism: Drosophila arizonae
Lineage: Eukaryota; Metazoa; Arthropoda; Insecta; Diptera; Drosophilidae
Product: phosphoglycolate phosphatase
Cellular component (GO): cytoplasm
Molecular function (GO): phosphatase activity
Source: RefSeq, a predicted model, not a curated record